ACACACCAUUAUUGCUCUACUAUUCAUAGACCUUUCGCUAAGGAAUGGGUCAUGCGUAUCUCUCGCGCUCCUCAACUUCGCAUCGCAUCAGACGCACCAUGGGUCAUUACGCCGGACCUACAAUCCGAACCCGAGUCAACCUCUGAGCCAUCCAGCGGGACAGACAAAGGCAAACCACAUGUAGCCAUCUCGUUGUUAGCCGAUCCCUCUCUUAAACGCUCUGUUAUAUACAGUCUAAAGAAAGGAUUCAACACAGAGGGGAAAGUGAUCAUGGAUCGCAACAUGCCUUAUUCCGCUUCGAAAGACGCAUUUUACGUCAUCAUCAGCCGAGAGGGCGUACGGAAAGGACGUACCCUACUUCGUCUCUUUUCGAAGUUGGUAUCGGUGACUGCGUAUAUUAUGUCAACCGCGCUCUUCGCCAGUUCGACGCUUCUGCACCUCCAACCUGCCAUUCUCGUGAUGGCACUUGUGCUGUGUGCCGCGAUCUUUGGAAGAGUGACGGCGAUGUGGAUCUCGUCGGUCAUCAUGAGGGAUCGUCCUGUGUUACAUCGCAUCGUGAAGACGGAAAAGGAGGCAGAUGUUUUUGUGGAGGCGAUAUUGAGGAAAGAGGGGAUCGUAUGUGAAGUUUUGGGACAUGUCGUCAUCAAUGGUAGGUGUGUUAAAAGAAGUGGGAGGUUUAGUUGGAGUACAAUUAUCGGUAUUUUGGCUAAGCCGAUUGACGUGGGGCGAAUUAGCAUGAUGUCUUCAGCGUGA
Periconia digitata is the source of this 753-nucleotide messenger RNA. The record is from the annotation of a GenBank genome assembly. Lineage: Eukaryota; Fungi; Ascomycota; Dothideomycetes; Pleosporales; Periconiaceae.